Aspergillus ochraceoroseus IBT 24754 is the source of this 684-nucleotide messenger RNA. RefSeq names its product HD domain-containing protein. Lineage: Eukaryota; Fungi; Ascomycota; Eurotiomycetes; Eurotiales; Aspergillaceae. The transcript has 3 exons. The coding region runs from base 1 to 612 and encodes 203 amino acids. The record is from RefSeq and is a predicted model, not a curated record.
AUGAGCUCACUAUCCCCCCUAGAACGGGCCGAAUACCUCGUCAAGUCCCUCGAGGACUACGGCCGAGGCGACUACAUCGGCGAGUCCAUCAGCCAACUCGAACACUCGCUACAGGCUGCCAGUCAAGCACAGAAAUCGGGGGCCAGAAAUGAGCUGAUCAUCGCCGCCCUCUUCCACGAUAUCGGGCAGAUCAUCCCCCUAGAUGCGACGAAGGAAGUCCGCAUGACACUCAAGGAAAGCAGCUCGGAGAAUGUUGGUCGCAUGGGCCACGAAUCCAUCGGUGCCGGGUACCUGCGUUCUCUCGGGUUCGGCGAGAAUGUGUGCCAGCUUGUGGGGAGCCAUGUUGCUGCGAAACGGUAUCUUACCGCGGUAAAUCAUCAAUAUUACGAUACGCUCUCUUCCGCUUCGAAGAAGUCGCUUCAGUUCCAAGGCGGCCCGUUCACAGGUGACGAGCUGGUGAAAUUUCGGGACGACCCGUUAAGAGACGAGAUGGUGGCUCUGCGACUCUGGGAUGAUGCAGCCAAGGUCCCUGGGGUUGAGGAUUCGACGCCACGGGCAAGGGCGUACUUGGAUUUGAUCACGGCUCAUCUGGAAGAGCAGGAAGGGAGGUAAUGUGAAAAACGCGUGGUAAAAAUAGAAGUAUACCCGAGAUUAAUAUAGUUUAUUCAAUAAUAUUCAGACCAA